AUGAAGUCAGACGCAGCAGUGGGCUCUGGCGAGCCGCGGGAGAAGGGCAAGGCCACACCCGACACGAUCAAGAUUGGCUGCAUCGCCAUGGUGCUGAAGGACAGCGUGUUUCGGCGGGCGGAGAUCCUGAGCAUACGCGACACGAAGAGCGGACGGCACUUUUACUGCAACUUUGACAACUUCAACAAGCGGUUGGACGAGUGGGUGCCGACGGCGCGCAUCGACUUUGCGCAGGACGUCGAGUGGCCGAACCCGGACAAGGACAAGCCGAAGGAGUCGAAGAAGAAGGGAGCGGUGGUGCAGUCAAAGAAGACGGCCGUGUCGAAGAAGACGGGACCGCGGCGGAAGCGCGAGCAGGGCAGCGUGUCCGAGGCCGGCACGCCCCAUCCAUGGACAGAGGCACAACACAAGGGGACGCCAGGCGGUGGCGACGACGGUGACGACAGAGCGGCGACAGGCACCAGCACGGGGGCAGCAUCGACACCAACGGCCGGGGCGGCAGGCGGGGCCGGGGCUGAGGGCGACGAGGAGGACAGCACGAUGGGCGGAGCAGACGGCGGCAGCACAGCCGAGACAGGCGGAUUCAGCCGCGAGAAGGAGAUUGAGAAACUGCGGACGGGCGGAUCGAUGACGCAGAACCCGACAGAACUGUCGCGGAUCCGCAAUAUUGCCAAGGUGCAGUUUGGCAAGUAUGACCUGUAUCCGUGGUACUUCUCGCCGUAUCCGGAGUCGUUCAGCCUGGAGGACGUGGUGUACAUCUGCGAGUUCUGUCUGGGCUACCACGGCAGCCUCAAGGCGUUUACGCGGCACCGGCUCAAGUGCACGCUGCAGCACCCGCCGGGCAACGAGAUCUACCGCGACAGCUACGUGUCCUUCUUCGAGAUCGACGGGCGGCGACAGCGGACGUGGUGCCGCAACCUCUGUCUGCUGUCCAAGAUGUUCCUGGACCACAAGACGCUCUACUAUGACGUGGACCCGUUUCUGUUCUACGUCAUGGCCGCGCGCGAUGAGCGUGGCGUGCACCUGGUCGGCUAUUUCUCCAAGGAGAAGGAGAGUGCGGACAACUACAAUGUGGCGUGCAUCCUGACGUUGCCACAGUUUCAGCGCAAGGGUUACGGCCGGCUGCUGAUCCAGUUCUCGUACGAGCUCUCGCGCAUCGAGGGCAAGCUGGGCUCGCCCGAGAAGCCGCUGUCGGACCUGGGGCUCCUGAGCUACCGCCAGUACUGGACCGAGAACAUCAUCGAUCUGCUGGCCGGCUACAAUGAGCGCGGCGACAAGUGCAGCAUCGAGAUCAUCGCCAAUGCCCUCGCCAUGACCACACAGGACGUCGAGCAUACCCUGCAGGCCCUGCACAUGCAAGUCUACCACAAGGGCGAGCACAAGGUCGUCAUCCCGACUCGCCUGCUCGAGCAGCGCCAGGUCAUCCUCAAGAAGCAGCGUCGCGCCAUCGACCCCGAGCGCAUCCAGUGGAAGCCGCCCGUCUUCACGGCCGCCUCACGCACUUGGGGCUGGUAG
This is a messenger RNA of Grosmannia clavigera kw1407, 1515 nucleotides long. Its product is annotated as histone acetyltransferase. The coding region runs from base 1 to 1515 and encodes 504 amino acids. Gene Ontology annotation, biological process: regulation of DNA-templated transcription. Lineage: Eukaryota; Fungi; Ascomycota; Sordariomycetes; Ophiostomatales; Ophiostomataceae. The transcript has 2 exons. The record is from RefSeq and is a predicted model, not a curated record. Gene Ontology annotation, molecular function: histone acetyltransferase activity.